Messenger RNA from Acanthosepion pharaonis, 1005 nucleotides. Lineage: Eukaryota; Metazoa; Mollusca; Cephalopoda; Sepiida; Sepiidae. The record is from the annotation of a GenBank genome assembly.
AUGCACGAGGCAAACAUCAGUUACUCCAAUCUAUCUAUCUAUCUAUCUAUCUAUCUAUCUAUCUAUGUCUGUUCAUUCAUUCAUUCAUUCUUUCUUUCUUUCUUUCUUUCUUUCUAUGUCUGUUCAAUCUAUCUAUCUAUCUAUCUAUCUAUCUAUCUAUCUAUCUAUCUAUCUAUCUAUCUCAGUCUAUUCCAAUCUAUCUAUCUAUCUAUCUAUCUAUCUAUCUAUCUAUCUAUCUGUGGAUGCGCGGUGGUCUUUUCUUUCUUUCUUUUCCUCUUAUUGAUUUUAAAUUCGUAUUUCUUUCUUUUCCGCAAUUCAUUAUUUCUUUUCUUUCUUUCUUUUCCAAAAUUUUUUCUUUCUUUCUUUCCUUUCCCUUAUUGUCUUUUAAAUUCGUCUUUUCUUUCUUUUCCGCAAAAAACGAACUUUCUUUCAAAUCUUUCUUUCUUUCUUCCUUUCUUUUUCCUCUUAAAAUUCGUCUUUAAUAUUAUCUUUUUUUUUUCUUUUUUUUUACUUUCUUUCUUUCUUUUCCUCUUAUUGUCUUUUAAACACGAAUUUAUUUUUUUCCGCAAUUCUUUUCUUUCUUUAUAUUUCUUUUCUUUUCUUUCUUUCUUUCUUUUCCUCUUAAAAUUUUUUCUUUAUUCAAUUUCUUUUCAGCCUCUUACUGAAUUUAAAUUCGUCAGAUUUUUGAGGUUUUUCUUUCUUUCCUUUUCUUUCUUUCUUUUUCCUCUUAUUGUCUUUAAAUGUCUUUAUUUUUUCCGGGGCCCGAAACUUUCUUUCACUUUCUUUUCUUUUUUUUUCCUCAAUGUGUUAAAUUCGUCUUUAUUUUUUUCCGCAAUUCUUUCUUUCUUUCUUUCUUUUCCUCUUUUGUCUUUAAAUUCGUCUUUAGAGAUUGUGCGGAAAUUUUCUUUCUUUCUUUCUUUCUUUCUUUCGCUUUUCCUCUUAUUGGAAAUUUCGUUUCAAUUCAAACUUUCUUUCUUUCUUUUUUCUUUCUUUUCCUCUUAUUGA